AACUUUUGGUCCUCCAUUUGUUUUCAUUUGACUAGACCAUGCCCCGGGGUGUGGUUCCUUUCUCAGCAACUUCUGUCGUCGGCCUUGUGGCCGCCGGCGUUCCUUUUCCUCCACGUUAUGCCCCUUCCUGUUUCUCCUACUCAUACUCUUUCAAAACCAUAGCCUCAAAUUAUUGGCGGAGGAGAAAUUCAGGGCUUAUGGAAGUAGAAUCAUCUAUCUCAUCCUUUGAUGCGCAGCGCCUUCUAUGCACCGCCUCUAGUUCCUCGAUGACGGCAGAUUCAGAGUUGUUGGUUAAGAUUGAAGAGAAGAAGCCAAAGCCUCAGCCUUGGCUUAUUGUUGGUCUUGGUAAUCCAGGGAAGAAGUACAACAGCACACGCCACAAUGUUGGUUUUUCCAUGAUAGAUGCUAUAGCUGAAGCUGAGGGGAUAUCCAUGAGCACCAUUGCACACAAAGCCCUGUUUGGAAAAGGAUUCAUUGGAGACGCGCCCCUAAUGCUGGCGAAACCUCAAACUUUUAUGAAUGCUAGUGGUCAGUCUGUUGGUGCAAUUGUUUCCUAUUACAAGGUUCCCUUGAAGCAAGUUCUUGUGGUGUUUGAUGACUUAGAUUUACCUUUCGCAAAAUUACGGUUAUUACCUAAAGGUGGACAUGGUGGACAUAAUGGCAUGAGGAGUAUUAUUGAUCACUUCAAAGGGAGUCGUGAUUUUCCACGCCUCAGAAUAGGAAUAGGAAGGCCGCCUGGGAAAAUGGAUCCUGUCAACUUUGUCCUUCGCCCAUUUAACAAGCACGAACAAGAAGAGCUGAAUUUCACAUUUGAAACUGGAAUUCGAGCAGUACGAACCCUUCUGUUGGAUGGUUUCGACAAAAGCGCAACAUAUGUCAACAGUGCCAAAUAUUUAGAACAGCUUGGCUGAAGUGUCUUUUUAGGUUUUGUGUAGUCCCUUUGAUAUCGGUGAGAAAUGGAUUUGAAAACAUGCGACAGAAAAUAAGGGUUCGAAUCUGUUUUAGGAAACAUUAUUUAUCAUUCUUUUUUGAAAGGGAACAUUACUUAUUAUUAUUAUUGUAAAAGUUAUAUAUUAUUAUUCUUAGAUUCAAUAAAAUUAUUUCUUUAAAACA
Impatiens glandulifera is the source of this 1113-nucleotide messenger RNA. RefSeq names its product peptidyl-tRNA hydrolase, mitochondrial-like. The transcript has 8 exons. Lineage: Eukaryota; Viridiplantae; Streptophyta; Magnoliopsida; Ericales; Balsaminaceae. Gene Ontology annotation, molecular function: peptidyl-tRNA hydrolase activity. The coding region runs from base 39 to 911 and encodes 290 amino acids. The record is from RefSeq and is a predicted model, not a curated record.